Molecule: messenger RNA, 8054 nt
Organism: Limanda limanda (common dab)
Lineage: Eukaryota; Metazoa; Chordata; Actinopteri; Pleuronectiformes; Pleuronectidae
Product: partitioning defective 3 homolog B-like
Exons: 27
Coding region: 364-4155 (1263 amino acids)
Biological process (GO): establishment of centrosome localization; establishment of cell polarity; establishment or maintenance of epithelial cell apical/basal polarity
Cellular component (GO): apical plasma membrane; adherens junction; cell cortex
Molecular function (GO): phosphatidylinositol binding; protein binding
Source: RefSeq, a predicted model, not a curated record
ACCAGGACGCCAGUGAAGGCAUCUCCCAACUUUUCUCCCACACACACAGUGAAAGUUUCUCUCUUUGGACUGUUAUAUCCCUGUUGUCGGUGGCUGAACAUGACAACAGACUCACACACGACCUGUCUGUGGUGGUGAUGAAGCGGACGCUACGGACGAGGACGAGGAAGUCAUACAAAGGGAGAACAUGCGAAAGGGGAAACUUGUGGAAUGAUGCAUCCCUCCCUCCAAAGUUCAGCUAAGACCUACUGGUGGACGUUGGAUCACACUUUGGAGCCGUCUGACGUUGCUAUCAUCUCCUCCACUGUUCAUCACCCGUAACCGAGAGGGCCCUGCAUCUUGGAUGAGGAGGCGACUGCCGGGAUGAAGGUGACGGUGACGUUCGGGCAGACGGGGGUGGUGGUGCCCUGCAAGGAGGGCUGGACCGUGAGGGAACUCAUCCAGCAAGCCACGCAGAGAUACAGAAAACUGCUGGAACAGGAAGGAGAAUUCAUGGUUCGGACUCACCACGUUGAAUACUGUGAUGGGGGGAUUCUGGACCCUGAUGAUAUUCUCAGCGAUCUGGUGGAAGACAAAGACAAGCUGAUGGCGGUGUAUGAGGAACAGGAAGCCCAGCAGAGGGGUGUGGCCAACACAAGCCUAGCCCCCAGCCCUGAGCUCUACCAGACUGAGCUCUCGGCCUUCCAGCCAAUCGCAGGAGGAGAGAUAGAAGUCAAUUCUUCUGUGCUCAAGUCCAACACCCCCCUGCUGGUGAGAAGUAGCAGUGAGUCAGCCCUCAGCCCCCAGGUGACAGAGACCUCCCACAAUGCAGACACCUCUGAGAUGGCAGCUGCUCCCGCAGCGGAGGGGCCUGUAGGGAUGGAGCGAGCCCAAGGAAAACACGUCUUCGGUAGCAGCCUGACCAGAAUAGUGGAGAUCCUGGGAGAGGACAGUCCCCUGGGCAUCCAUGUGGUUCCUUACUGCUCAUCACUCAGUGGACGGUCUCUGGGUCUGUUCAUCCGUGGAGUGGAGGAGGAGAGCCGCUCCAGAAAGGAGGGCUUGUUUCAAGAGGACGAGUGCAUCGUCAAGAUCAACAACAGCAGCCUCAUGGACAAGACGUUUAGCCAGGCCCAGGAAGUCUUUCGCCAGGCGAUGCGUUCCCAAGUCGUCCGCCUGGAAGUAGUUCCCUCCUCCAACAGGGAACGUUUUGAAAAGAGUCUGAUUGGUCAGCUAUUUGGCAACAGCACUGGUCCUGAUCACAGCCCCAGAAUCCCCAAGACCAAAGCACCGCCCCCCCCCAUCAAAGCCAAACCUGUGUUUAAGCCUCCUGAGAGUCCAGCCAUGCGACUGGCAGAGGAAGCUGCUACUCUGGACUCUGCUGUCGGUACCCCCAAAGGGAGGAGCGAGAGCCCCCUUCUCAAGAAAAGCCCUGCUCUCUCCAGCCUGGUGGCCAAUAAGAGAGGAGGACGAAGAUUGAGGAUCGACUUAAAGAAAGGUUCUGAAGGUCUCGGCUUUACUGUCGUAACCAGAGACUCUACCGUUCAUGGUCCUGGUCCCAUUCUGGUUAAGAACAUUUUGACACGUGGAGCCGCUGUCAAAGAUGGACGCCUGCAGUCCGGAGACCGCAUACUUGAGGUCAACGGUGUGGAUAUUACAGGCGUGGGCCAGGAGGAGUUGGUGUGUAUGCUACGCGGCACGCGGCAGGGGGAGAGUGUGUGCCUGGUGGUCCUGCGGCCGGAGGAGAUGUUCCUGCCCAGAGAGAUGGAGUUGCCCCGUGUGCCAGGCUCGGUUUGGGAGAGUGGAAAGGAGCAGCUCAUGUUCGAGGUUCCUCUAAAUGACACCGGCUCGGCGGGGCUUGGCGUCAGCCUCAAAGGAAACAAGUCCCGGGAGACGGGAGAGGAUCUGGGAAUCUUCAUUAAAUCCAUUAUACAUGGAGGGGCUGCGUACAAGGAUGGCCGCCUGCAUAUUAAUGACCAGAUGGUAGCUGUGAAUGGAGAGACGCUGGUGGGACGCUCCAAUCAUGUGGCCAUGGAGACUCUCCGCCGGUCGAUGUCACAGGAGGGAAACGUCAGAGGGACGAUCCAGCUGGUGGUGCUGAGGACUUUGAAGGAGCAACUCGGCGUGUCACCCAAUCGCUCCUUCGACGGCUCCUCUGGUGUGUCGGGGGUGAUGAGACCGGUGAACGGUCAGACAGGAUUGGUCAAUCAUUCCAACGGCCCCAUCCACCCCCCCCUUGUGACAAACACUCUCUAUGGGUCUAAUGUGACCAAUGGGAGUUAUUCUCACAUGGACGAGGAGGACGAGGGGGAGCUGUACGGACACGAGGAGUUUGUGAGCUCUCCACAACACUCGUACCUACAGGAAUGGGGAAACUCUCACAUCUCGAGCCAGGCUCAGCCCCAGACUCCCAGCAAGAACCAGAUCCAGAACCAGAACCAGAGCCAGAACCAGAGCCUGAACCAGAGCCUGAACCAGAGCCUGAACCAGAGCCAGAACCAGAGCCAGCGACAGUUCCAGCACGUUAAGGCCUCCAAGAGCAUGGACCUGGGUACGACUCAGAACCAGCAGCAAACUGUGGCAGAUGAGAGCAACGUAGGAUCUCUGGUCGGAAGCACUGCAGCUCCGGCGAGUCCCGUGGAACUGGGCCCAACCCUCGGUCUGAAGAAAUCCAGUUCCUUGGAGAGUCUCCAGACGGCCAUGUCAGAGGUGAACAGGAAAAACGAACUCCUCCCUUUCCACCGUCCUCGCCCAAACAUGGUCAGGGGAAGAGGCUGCAACGAGAGCUUCAGGGCAGCUAUCGAUAAAUCCUACGAUGGGCCGCCUGAAGAUGACGACGAUGAUGGUACGGACCCCAGCUCAGGCCGUGACACCCCCGCCAGCAGUUCAUCUCGCCAGGGAGCGGUGGAUCAGAUAGAGGAGAAGGGCAAAAAGGACAAAAAAAAGAAAGCCAAGACAAAGAAGAAGGAGAAGAACAAGGGAAAGGGAAAAGAAAAAAAGAAAGCGGAGGAGCCCGAAGAGACGGAGAAGAAGAGCAAGAAAAUAGGAUUUGGGCUUCUCAGAUUUGGGAAGAAAAAGGAGGAGAAGAAGGAGGCGAAAGCAGCUCUGCAGCGACAGAAGUCUGACAUCCUGAGUGAUCACGAGUUCGAGAGGAUGAAGGAGGAGAGAGAAAGAAUUGAGGCGGGUCACCCUGAGCUGCGGGACCAGCAAGGUGGCGGGUCCACGUAUCCAGAUGUUGAGGAUGAUGAAGCGGAUCCCAACUACGCCAGAAUACAAAACUUCAGGGAGCGAGAGGUGGCUCCAGUUCCGCAGCAACUUACUCAGGCGCCUCCCUACAAUACAAUUCAGCACAGCCAUGCUCACGCUGCUUCCCCGCAAAACCACUCUGCCUUUCCCGGACAUGGAAAUCAUGCUAACGACCCCGGAGCCGUCCCUGAUGAUGACCACAUUGACAGGCUGUAUGCCAAGGUCAAUAAACCGAGGGCAGCUGGGUCUACGUCUCCUCCUGUGCCUGCCGCUGUCAAUGACAGCAGUCUGGACAGGAUCCAGCAGCUAAGAAGAGAGUACCAGCAGGCGAGGAGAGAAGGAAUAGUCCCGCCUUAUGAGGAACUGGACCAACGACGUAGAGGGCACGAAAACGACACACACAGGAUGCAAGGCAGAGGAGCAGAUCCUCGGUUGGCACCACGUUAUGAAGAGGUGGAGCGACAGUAUGCCUCCUUACCAAGACGGGGUCCGUUGGAUCCGGCUGAAUACCCAAUGCAGCCCUGGGCCGGUCACUACCCCGGCCCCCCCCAGGCCCCACAGGGUUACCCUCAGCCCAUGUCCUACCCCAACCCCAACUCCCAGCCGGCUCCAUCUUACUCUGGCUACCCACCCCCCGGCCAGCCGUACCCACGUCCAGGUGACCCACGGGGGGGUGAACCUGGCUACUACCCCCACCCAAGCGCUCAGCAGAGAGGACCCCUGCGGCAGGACGUGCCCCCCUCCCCCACCCCUCCACUUCGCGGACUCCGGUACGACACCAUGAUGCGUGGAACCGGGGGUGGAGGCUACAGGCACCUGGUGGAUCCUGGUCCGGACCAAUACAGCUACACUGGGGAGGUAGGAAGACAGCAACAGCAGCAGCAACACCAAACCAACCCAAGACAGAAGAAUGCCAUGACUGCAGCUGUGUAGACCAAUCACGUCCAGGGAUGAUAGAAAUGAACAGAAUGCUGAUCGCUCUCGAUUGUGCGGCUCCUCUGCUUCCACUGCUCUAAUGAAACAGAGUCCAAACCCCUAAUGGUGCGAAUCACCAUCAUUAUCAGACAUUGUCUACUCUGGUGAAAAGUAUAUGGUUCUACACAGACGAGGUAAAGGAGGUUAAUUAUAGAGGAGCUGGCGUGAUGCAUAAUGUCUUGUUUGAAGUCAUUUAAAUUGCUUGGAGUCUUCCCGGAGUGUAAAAUUAGCUGCUUUUUGCUUUUCACUAUACUGUGAUUAAUUUGUCUCUUUCUAGAAGCAGUCAGAGGCUCAGGUAAUUGGAUCCAUUUAAAUUAAGCCACCAAAGGCACAAAUUCAGCUCUGCACUCUCAUAUUGAAGCUGUCACUUUCACUACCGCCGCUCCAACAACAAGGCAAAAGAUGAAAUACCCUUAGAAAGAGCAGCAGUAACACACUGACCUCAGGUCUGUGGCCGUUCACAUUCUGAAGCAACAACUUCCAGUGAAUAAACCCAAAUUCAUCAUCAGGACUAAAGCAGUUCAUGUUUACAAAAAAAACAUGAAUGUGAGUCUUUUAGUCUUUCUCCCCUGAGGCCAAGUUCAGAUGAGGAUGAGAGUCGGAAUGACCCCGUGUUCCCAAACAGUGGGCAGCCGCAAAUGAGUGUGAAGAUGUCAUUCUUUACUGUGUUGGUAAUGGCUGCUGAAACAGAAGCGUUGUGCAGAAAGUCGGUUUAUCCCUCCGAGCCAAAUCACUAACAAAAGCUCUACAGAGCAUCGAGAGACGAUAGUUCCUCAGCUGCAUGAAGUGCUCCUCCUUUUCACACCGCUUUUUGUAAUUGUUGAAGUGCACCAUAGCACAGUAGAGCACUUGUAUGAAUGAUGAUUUCUGUGUCAUUUUAUGCUUUUAAUAAUGAUGUGAUUGCCUUUUAUUCUUAUCCGACGUAUUUCUCUUAGAUAUGAGUUUAAAUACAUUCACAACCUAGUCUGAGUCUGAAACCAUAUCUGGUUCACAGCACUAAUGAACCAUCCCAGAAUAUUACUGUUUCAGAUCACAUUACAUUUCAUUGAUAAAUCUCAUCUGUAUGUUUUUUUAGUCCAGGAAUUAUAUGACUGAAGGUUUUUCUAUCGACAAUUAACUUUAUUUAAAAUGCGCCCUACUUGAAUGUAUGAAAACAAAAGGUGUCAUUUCCAUCUAGUUCACUUAGCCAACCAUAGACUGUCGAUAAAGAUGGACGACGUGUCUCCACUUCCUCCCACUUUCCAGAAAUGAAGCUACGGUAUCCAGGAUACGAGCGCUGCCAUCUUGGGCUGAUGAAGUCUCAUCUGCCAAUCAUCACGUUUCACCCCAAUUUUUAUAGCUUCAAAUGAAACUUGCUGGAAGAUAUGAGCUCUUCACCUCAUAUCUUCCAGAUAAGAUAAGAACUACUCUAGUUUACAGAAACCAACUUUAAGAAAACAUUAUUUGACGUGUAGGCUACUCUGAGAUUUUAUGUAGGUCUAUGACCCAUCCACUAUCAUGCAGGAGGCGGGAGUCACGCCCUGUACUGCAGCCAGCCACCAGGGGGCGAUCAAGAUGCUUUGGCUUUACUUCCGGGGAGCCACCAUGUCGUCCAUCUUUAUUUACAUUGUAAAAAUCUGUGUUUUGAAUCAUUUCACAAUGAUCUGAGUCUUUUUGGUUUGAUCUGAAGAAUAAUAUCAACCCAUAAGCUUUGAGGUAACAGAAGAAGCUCUGCUCAGAACAAGAUGAUAUUUCAAUGGAGACGAUACACAAACCAAAGCUUUGUAAUGCUGCCUUGUCCUUCACUCAGAUUAACAGUUCACGUUUCUAAACUAAAAAAACAAUUGAUGUAUUAGUGACAACAGUGCAAGGUCUUACUAGACAUCAAUCUAAGAGAAGCAGGCGAAUGAAGCACGUGAGAAAAAUGAUUGUCGAAGCGUUUAUUUGGUGUAAACCAGGCAGAAAAGGUUGUUCUGUUUUUGCAGGUGUUAAACUGAUCAGGUGUCCAGCUCACUUUCACUCAGCGUUACUCAACAGCCUCUCUCUCCCUGGAGGACGUGUACAGCUCGCCCCAGUCGGGCUGUGAAGGAUGCUCGUUGCACAUCUCUCCGACCCGGUGGCGUAGGCGUCACCGAGCGCUGAAGUCUUGUUGAAACACGAGUUGGGCGUCGGAGUGCUCGUCUCACUGCUGCUCCAUGGAGUUUAUCCAUUUAGCCACUUACUGAACCAUCAGUUAAGUGUAACGGAGAUUUAACAUUUCUGUUUGUUCCAUUCCACAAAGCCCGGCAGUAUUAACUUCAAUGUUUUAAAUGACAAUUCCCAGUUUGAUGAAUUGCUAUGUUAUUAAGAAUGAGGAUGAAUUACCACUAAAGGAUGAAUGUUGAGAGUAAUUUGACUGAAACCCACGUGAAAUAAUGUGAAGUAGAGGAUUGAAAACGCUGCUGUUUGCUUGUUCGUUAGAGAAACAUGGAGGAUUGAGUGGAACGAAGGAUGUAGAUUGAAAUAAUUCGUAGGGAAGAUAGGGAACGGUGGAAAGAAAGAAACAGAAGUGAGGAUAGGUCGAGAAGUGACGAAGGAAAAAUUAAACUAAUGGUCUCAGAAAGAAAAGAGGGAUGAGGGUGAAGAGGGAAUAGAGAGAUAGAUUGAAGGUGAUGAUGGGGGGAGGGGAGAGAAAUGGUAAAAACAGAUGGUGUGCAGGACCCCAAUGACGAAGAGGAGAGGAAACGAACAGAGGAAAGAAUGAAAGAUCGUAAAACUAUGGGCGGGGCUAUGUGCUCGUAUUGACUGAAUGAAGUGACUUUGGAAUUUUAAAAUAUUUGUCUUUUUCACGCUAUUAUCACUUUUUAUUCUUCCUCAGUAAGUCCAAGUGUCCAGGUAUUUACUGAACGUAAAAUAAUGAAGCACACCUGAAAGAGACUAGUGUCGUCAACUCAUCCGUCAAGUGUAGAAAACUGAAAACAAAAUAAGUUUCAGGUGUAAACUUUGUUGCAGCAGAAUCCAACACAGGCUCGGGUGUAGAAGUGGAGUUUAUUCCAAAACACGAGCUCGACCAAUCGGGAGUCAGUUCCAGCUGAACAUGCUCCAGUGUGAUUAGAACCACCUGAAAUGACAGAAACCAUCCUUGAGAAAAAUGUAUUUGACUUUUCAGUUUUGGUCCAUGUCACAUUCAGUCAAGUCGUUCAUCUUGAUUCUACGGUUUGAAACAGGAUGAAGAGAAAGCUUUUGUAGCUGCGUCUGAAUCCCUGGUGAACAGUCCACUGUGAACAUUACAUGAAGGUGUUUUACUGUUACUCCUCUAAUAUUACUACACAUUUCACAUAUAUGUCAUAUUAAACAUAUUCUUUUUUAAUGACAGUUGGAGUUGUUGGUUUGUGUUUACCGGAGCCACAUGAUGUUUGGUUGCUGUAACCGUGCUACUGUAAGAAAGAUCCAUCUCUCCUCUUCACAGGUUCAUGUUGGUUUGUCCUGUUUGAAAAUUACCUGGAAGUGUAAAUCUUAAUAUUUCCAAAAUUGGGUAAAACAAACAGGACAUUGUGGUGUAGCGUGGUUAAAGGUACUGAGCAUCUGGUGUGUAUCGCUCUCUGGUUUUUGUCAGUACGGGAUGAGUUGCACAAGAUGAAGGUACGAAACCAGAACCCUCUGUUUGAAGAGUGCUGGUACUCCUGGUUCUCCUCGUACAGAGACCAGGGAAUGAAGGAACCAACUAAAUAACCUCUCUGUCCUACAAGUAUAACAUUUUUAUUACACUGAUUGUAUCCAAAAAAAAGUGCUUUUUAUAAUGUUGUAACAAUAGCAAUGAUUUAUAUUCCUGUUUUCCUGCAUUUUGUAUUUAUGUAUAUAACAUCCUCUUUUUGCAUUAAAAUAUUCAUUUUAAAACA